AUGGUAUUCCAUUAUAAGAGCCUCAUCGCAAUACUGUUAAGUUUACAUACAUAUUUGCAAUUUGCUUCAGCUGCCUUUGCACCUGCUGCAUGUAAAAUUCCAGAGGACGGUAUCACUGGGGCCACCGUCAGAUAUUUUAACUACCCUCUAUAUGAUGUUACUAGUUAUAAAAACAUAAGUUUUUUACUAGGUGGCUAUCUAAACAAUCCAUAUAAUGGUACAAUCACUGGUGUUCUAAAUCUAGCAUGGGAUUCAGGCUGGCCAGCAAUCAAUCCUCCUUAUGGAUAUACUGGCGUCCCUAUUUCUAACUUCCUGAUGGAGAUUACCGGUUAUUAUAAAGCUCCAAUGACCGGUCUUUAUACUAUCUCCACUAGAGUCGAUGAUUCCGUUACAAUUUUCAUGGGUGCCGGUGUUGCAUUUGAAUGUUGUGGCCAACAUAAAGAUUUUGUGGCCACAAACUUCGUUUUUUCAAAUACUGGUAGUGCAGAAUUUGGUAUGGGUACAGCUGCACGUGCUAUAUACAUGGAAGAAGGUUACUAUUAUCCUUUCAAGGUUGUGUAUAUUAACUACAUGCAAAGAGGGGUAUUAGAUAUUUCAAUAACUUGGCCAAAUGGUACUGUAGAUGAUACUAUAGGUAAUCAUCUACGUAGUAUUCCAGAUUCUAAUAAAUGUUCAGACAUACCUUUCACCUAUACUGGUUUUAAAGCAUACACAACAACAACGUCUACCAUCAAAACUACAAUACCUGGCAUAUACGCAGUUACUACUACUUCUACACGUACAAUUACAUCAAACAUUAAUAACUAUAACGAUGAAGUUGUAAUUAUCUACUACGAGGCAGAUCCAACAUCAACAUAUACCCUUUCGACUACAACUUCCUACACCAGAGGUUUGGUCAGUUCUGCUACUGCUGUCUCCACAUUCACUUCCUAUGUCACUGAUUCCAACGGUAACAGCACCCCAGUGGAUGUUGUUAUUAUCGAGACUCCAAUUCCAAGUACUGUUACAUCCUACACCAGAGGUUUAGUUAGUUCUGCUACUACUAUCUCUACAUUCACUUCCUUCACCACCGACUCCAACGGUAACAGCACCCCAGUGGAUGUUGUUAUUAUCGAGACUCCAAUUCCAAGUACUGUUACAUCCUACACCAGAGGUUUGGUCAGUUCUGCUACUACUAUCUCCACAUUCACUUCCUAUGUCACUGAUUCCAGCGGUAACAGCACCCCAGUUGAUGUUGUUAUUAUCGAGACUCCAAUUCCAAGUACUGUUACAUCCUACACCAGAGGUUUGGUCAGUUCUGCUACUGCUGUCUCCACAUUCACUUCCUAUGUCACUGAUUCCAGCGGUAACAGCACCCCAGUGGAUGUUGUUAUUAUCGAGACUCCAAUUCCAAGUACUGUUACAUCCUACACCAGAGGUUUAGUUAGUUCUGCUACUACUAUCUCCACAUUCACUUCCUAUGUCACUGAUUCCAGCGGUAACAGCACCCCAGUUGAUGUUGUUAUUAUCGAGACUCCAAUUCCAAGUACUGUUACAUCCUACACCAGAGGUUUAGUUAGUUCUGCUACUACUAUCUCCACAUUCACUUCCUAUGUCACUGAUUCCAGCGGUAACAGCACCCCAGUUGAUGUUGUUAUUAUCGAGACUCCAAUUCCAAGUACUGUUACAUCCUACACCAGAGGUUUGGUCAGUUCUGCUACUGCUGUCUCCACAUUCACUUCCUAUGUCACUGAUUCCAGCGGUAACAGCACCCCAGUGGAUGUUGUUAUUAUCGAGACUCCAAUUCCAAGUACUGUUACAUCCUACACCAGAGGUUUGGUCAGUUCUGCUACUGCUGUCUCCACAUUCACUUCCUUCACUACCGACUCCAACGGUAACAGCACCCCAGUUGAUGUUGUUAUUAUCGAGACUCCAAUUCCAAGUACUGUUACAUCCUACACCAGAGGUUUGGUCAGUUCUGCUACUGCUAUCUCUACAUUCACUUCCUUCACUACCGACUCCAACGGUAACAGCACCCCAGUUGAUGUUGUUAUUAUCGAGACUCCAAUUCCAAGUACUGUUACAUCCUACACCAGAGGUUUGGUCAGUUCUGCUACUGCUGUCUCCACAUUCACUUCCUUCACUACCGACUCCAACGGUAACAGCACCCCAGUUGAUGUUGUUAUUAUCGAGACUCCAAUUCCAAGUACUGUUACAUCCUACACCAGAGGUUUGGUCAGUUCUGCUACUGCUGUCUCCACAUUCACUUCCUAUGUCACUGAUUCCAACGGUAACAGCACCCCAGUUGAUGUUGUUAUUAUCGAGACUCCAAUUCCAAGUACUGUUACAUCCUACACCAGAGGUUUGGUCAGUUCUGCUACUGCUGUCUCCACAUUCACUUCCUUCACUACCGACUCCAACGGUAACAGCACCCCAGUUGAUGUUGUUAUUAUCGAGACUCCAAUUCCAAGUACUGUUACAUCCUACACCAGAGGUUUAGUUAGUUCUGCUACUGCUAUCUCUACAUUCACUUCCUUCACUACCGACUCCAACGGUAACAGCACCCCAGUUGAUGUUGUUAUUAUCGAGACUCCAAUUCCAAGUACUGUUACAUCCUACACCAGAGGUUUGGUCAGUUCUGCUACUGCUAUCUCUACAUUCACUUCCUUCACUACCGACUCCAACGGUAACAGCACCCCAGUUGAUGUUGUUAUUAUCGAGACUCCAAUUCCAAGUACUGUUACAUCCUACACCAGAGGUUUGGUCAGUUCUGCUACUGCUAUCUCUACAUUCACUUCCUUCACUACCGACUCCAACGGUAACAGCACCCCAGUUGAUGUUGUUAUUAUCGAGACUCCAAUUCCAAGUACUGUUACAUCCUACACCAGAGGUUUGGUCAGUUCUGCUACUACUAUCUCUACAUUCACUUCCUUCACUACCGACUCCAACGGUAACAGCACCCCAGUUGAUGUUGUUAUUAUCGAGACUCCAAUUCCAAGUACUGUUACAUCCUACACCAGAGGUUUAGUUAGUUCUGCUACUACUAUCUCUACAUUCACUUCCUUCACUACCGACUCCAACGGUAACAGCACCCCAGUUGAUGUUGUUAUUAUCGAGACUCCAAUUCCAAGUACUGUUACAUCCUACACCAGAGGUUUGGUCAGUUCUGCUACUGCUAUCUCUACAUUCACUUCCUUCACUACCGACUCCAACGGUAACAGCACCCCAGUUGAUGUUGUUAUUAUCGAGACUCCAAUUCCAAGUACUGUUACAUCCUACACCAGAGGUUUGGUCAGUUCUGCUACUGCUGUCUCCACAUUCACUUCCUUCACUACCGACUCCAACGGUAACAGCACCCCAGUUGAUGUUGUUAUUAUCGAGACUCCAAUUCCAAGUACUGUUACAUCCUACACCAGAGGUUUGGUCAGUUCUGCUACUGCUAUCUCUACAUUCACUUCCUUCACUACCGACUCCAACGGUAACAGCACCCCAGUUGAUGUUGUUAUUAUCGAGACUCCAAUUCCAAGUACUGUUACAUCCUACACCAGAGGUUUAGUUAGUUCUGCUACUACUAUCUCUACAUUCACUUCCUUCACUACCGACUCCAACGGUAACAGCACCCCAGUUGAUGUUGUUAUUAUCGAGACUCCAAUUCCAAGUACUGUUACAUCCUACACCAGAGGUUUGGUCAGUUCUGCUACUGCUAUCUCUACAUUCACUUCCUUCACUACCGACUCCAACGGUAACAGCACCCCAGUUGAUGUUGUUAUUAUCGAGACUCCAAUUCCAAGUACUGUUACAUCCUACACCAGAGGUUUGGUCAGUUCUGCUACUGCUGUCUCCACAUUCACUUCCUUCACUACCGACUCCAACGGUAACAGCACCCCAGUUGAUGUUGUUAUUAUCGAGACUCCAAUUCCAAGUACUGUUACAUCCUACACCAGAGGUUUGGUCAGUUCUGCUACUGCUAUCUCUACAUUCACUUCCUUCACUACCGACUCCAACGGUAACAGCACCCCAGUUGAUGUUGUUAUUAUCGAGACUCCAAUUCCAAGUACUGUUACAUCCUACACCAGAGGUUUAGUUAGUUCUGCUACUACUAUCUCCACAUUCACUUCCUAUGUCACUGAUUCCAACGGUAACAGCACCCCAGUUGAUGUUGUUAUUAUCGAGACUCCAAUGCCAAACAGAGUUACUUCGUACUGUAGAGAUUUGAUAACCGUAAGCUGUACUAUUUCUACUUUAACAUCCUUUAUGACCACUACAGGUACUGUCUCUGUCCCAAUUACAACUACUUAUACAACCACCGUCACUAACAGCAACGGCUCUUCCUCUUCUGAGGUUGUUGUUGCUAUAAUCAUCCCAUCUCCCCUUAGUGGCUCUAUAACAUCAUCAAUUUCUGUACCAUAUCCCCUCUACGGAAACUCCACAAUUUCUGGUAAGAAAGCUGAAUCUAUUUUGACUGACACUUUAGUUGUUUUGACUACAGUUGUUAAUGGAGUUACUAUGACUACAACUUAUUGUCCAGAACCAUCUGCAACUUCUGAAACAGGUAUGACUGCGAUCAUUGGACACAGUUCUAUUGAAUCUGUUUAUACUGAUUCAAGGAACCAACAAGAAGAGACUAACUCAUUUACUACUGCUACAAAUGUGACUCCAGUUAUUUCUAUUGCUUCUACCACCACGGGUCUAGCAUUUACCAAUGGUGAAAAUCACCCAACAUCUAGAAACUCUAGAACAUCUACCACUGUAAUCGGUAAUAAUGAGUCUAGAAGAUCAGAAACAUCGAUGCCUUCAAUGGUGCCGCAAGUUUCCCAAUAUGUUUCUGAACAACCAUCCUCAUCAUCAAUUGCUAUCACAGUACCUCAUGAAGGCGUACCUUCUCUUGUAUCAUAUGAAGGUAAGGGUGGUACUAUGUACGUGAAAUGGAGUAUUGCCCAUUGCAUUGGUUUAUUAUUAUUCAUGGUAAUUUAA
Molecule: messenger RNA, 4953 nt
Organism: Arxiozyma heterogenica
Lineage: Eukaryota; Fungi; Ascomycota; Saccharomycetes; Saccharomycetales; Saccharomycetaceae
Exons: 1
Coding region: 1-4953 (1650 amino acids)
Source: RefSeq, a predicted model, not a curated record